AUGAAGUUUACCUCCAAGAUCCUCGGUGCGGGAAAGUCUCCUUUCGCUAAAAUGGUUCAGUUAUUGAAUUCUCUGCCAGUUGCUUCAGGUAAUCCUGGACACACUAGGACCAAAAUGAGCACUCGAGAAAAAAGGGCUGAGAAGGUGGACAGGCCAGAUGAUGAGGAUUUUCAACAAGAGCCAUGGGCAGAUGUCUUUCUCACACCCCUUGAACGGAAGAGUGUACAUUUGCUUGAAAAGGAACCCGAAAUUGCUUAUGGCGAGACAAAAUUACUCUCAAAUGUCAAAGGACUUCCAAUGGGUAAACAUGAAUUGGAACUUCACAAUUUUGGUUCUGGAGAGUCUCAGGAAUACGAUGAAGAUGAUGGACAGCUGUCUGUAGGUGACACCUCCCCGGGUGCAAUUGGACUCGAGGACGAGACAAACAGCGAUUCCGUGGAAAGGGUCUUUACAGGGGUAGAACAAUUUGCUUCUGCACACGUGAGUAGAUUUAACUCUAAGAUCCUGUCAGCAACAGAAAGGUGAUUAAUACCGAUUUCCUAAGUAGGUGGAACAUGGGGUGGGUGUACGCCUGAACGAAUAGAUCUUUUUCUGACUAUGAUUGACGUUUUCACAAACUGUGUGGUCAUCUUAUUUUAGAGUCAAAGUGAAUUGUACCACGUCAGUUGAUCAUAGCCCCCUUAUAUUCAGUCAUUCACAUGAUAGUCAUGUUAAAUUUGAUUAACAGGGCUAUUCUUAGUGCAAUCCUAUUUCUUGUUUCAUUUUUUCCAAUAAGCAGUCUUUAUCCAUCGAUUUACAGAAAGGGAAUGAUUAUCCAAGACGAAAAAGAGCUGCACCGGAAUACGAAAGCUCUCAUCAAGCGAAAACCAAGAAAAACAGGAAUAAAUCCUUCACACUGCCAAUUUCUGGUGACCUCCGCUGGAAAGGUUUAUCCAUGGCUCAUGUCCGAAGUCGUGAUGGUGUGGAUGUAAGGGAAAGGCGGGCUACACGCGAACAAGGAAAAGGGGAUGUUGAAGGUCUGGCGAGAACUCUAACCGUUGUUUUCAUCCUUGGUGGAACAAUAUUUGUUCUUUUGCUGGGUAUCAUUCUGUUAUUCGCAAUUUGGUAAGUUUCUAGAAAAAAUACUGAAUUUUUACAGUAUACCAAGAAAAAAGGCCGCAAGGGUAAAUAUAUUGAACUCGAUGGUAAUUGUUGCCUCUGUUCAGUAUUGAUAACAAUUUGAUGAUGAGCAAAAAAAGCCUCAUCAACCUCCAAUAUACAAAAAUGGUGACGGCAUCAUCUAUAAUGCAACUGAAAUCAAUUUUAUUAGGAAUUAUUUGAUGGCUAUUGUAGUAUGUCUCCUUAAGUGUGGAUUUCCAUUGUCGCGUAAUUUCGCUUAAUUUAAUUUUAGGCGCAUAAAUAAAAACUCAAGACAAAGUAUGAAAGGUAUAAAAAUUUGGACCUCGCUCAACUUUCACGUUUAGGCGUGACACUUUAAUCAUGCAUUGCCUCUAUCUUAUUUACGAGCGUAACAUUUCAGAGUUGUGCAGUGUUAGCGCCUUCUGUAAGUGACUACUCUGACUAAUUAAUUAACAAAGGCUGUUAUUUCGUAUGCUCACGAUCAGGCUGGCAUAUUCAUGAUCAUCGUCGUUGAAGAGGAUAAUGUUUUCCCCGAACAGACUUAUGACAGUUUAUUAACCAACUGCUAACUUAUUCUAAGCGGUAACUUUGGUUAUUUUUCUAAAGAAAAUUUUCAUUUUCGUUUUUGGUCGUUGUUACUUUUUCAUAAAGGUAAAAUUGUUACCUUAAAAUAAUGAAAUAUUGUCUCAUCUUGAGAUGAGAAUCUCGGGGACCCAGCUAAUGAGACUAUUCUAGGUAUCCACAUGAAAUUUUCGUCUUGCAGGCCAGUACGAAAAUAUUUCCAAUAUUUAUUAAGUCGUACGGAGAAGCAGGACGUGGAGACUGGACGGUGCGGAAAUGAAUUGUCAAGUAUCAGGAUUGAUAGAAGCUAUCCUUCUGAAAGGGCUUCCGACAGUGUUUCAAUCCCUCAGUGGCCCAAAUAUGGACAGCCCGCAGAGCAGUUUUAUCAAACUCCAGGUGAAGGAACAAAAGCAUUUUUGCAACCAUUACAUUCUAACGUACUUUCAGUGCAGAUUAUCACGAAUUUAUGUCUCGUUUAAAUGGUUCUUUUGAGGCCUCCUCGCGGUAGGUUUAUUAACGUAGCAUGUACAAUGGCCUGAUUUUAACUGCUAUUUUCUACUCAUAGGUGAUCAGUCCAGUGGAAUUCCAACGGAUACCCAAGCAAAGAAAUACCUGGAUCCGAGCCAGAGGAGGUUGCGGGAAAGCAUUAUUGCUGAAGAUAAGAUGAGAGACAGUCGUAAUGCCGAAAGAAGAAAGAUCAUUCAAAAACAAACUUCUGAAAAGAGGGAAUCUCUUGUUGCUAACCUGUUGGUUGCGAAAGCAGUCAUCGAUGACUGCGCAAAAAACAAGGAGUUUGAGAAGAAGGCUUCGGAGCGACGUCGCAAGAUUAAGGAGUCAAGCUCGUUGCCUGCGACAACGAGCGGUCAGCGUAAAAGACGAAAAUCUUUUGUGGAAGAGGUGCAAUCUGCCUGUUCGGCAAUAACGCCAAACUGGGAUGAAAAUGAAAAGAUGGAACAAUCGAAGGACAAUCGCCGCAGGAUCAAGAAUAGAAUGGAUAAAUCACGAAGGUCGUCUCUUUUGGAUGAAAUUCAAGUCGCCAAGGAUGUGAUUGUUGGUGACGAGAAGGAGCAUUAG
This is a messenger RNA of Porites lobata, 2754 nucleotides long. The record is from the annotation of a GenBank genome assembly. Lineage: Eukaryota; Metazoa; Cnidaria; Anthozoa; Scleractinia; Poritidae.